Aplysia californica (California sea hare) is the source of this 1868-nucleotide messenger RNA. Its product is annotated as probable G-protein coupled receptor 83. Gene Ontology annotation, molecular function: neuropeptide binding; neuropeptide Y receptor activity. The transcript is spliced from 2 exons. Gene Ontology annotation, biological process: G protein-coupled receptor signaling pathway. Gene Ontology annotation, cellular component: neuron projection; plasma membrane. Bases 443 to 1828 code for a protein of 461 amino acids. Lineage: Eukaryota; Metazoa; Mollusca; Gastropoda; Aplysiida; Aplysiidae. The record is from RefSeq and is a predicted model, not a curated record.
CUUGUGUCGUCAGCACUUUAUUUCAGUUUUGUCGCAGGUGUCUGGUGUAGUGGUAAAGCACUUCACCCCCAAGCACAGAAGACCUGAGUUCGUAUCCCAUGGGGGGAAGGGAGGAGGAAUUCCCACCGAGUAUCUUGGUCUUUCUGCUGAGACGUAUUCCUCUCACUCAGCCCGGGUUGGCCCUCACAGGAUCAGGAAGGGUUGAAGCCUCCUGUUUCACUGAGCUAAACUGUGUCGAUGUAUACGUAAAACAUAAAUAAAUAAAACAUUCAGUUCCCGCUUUGGGCAUUUCAGACCGUAACAGGGUCCAGUCUAGAAGUGCGACGUCUGCCUUAUGAUCUAAGAAUCUCCUUUCAUUUCCUUCACAGAUAUAUCCCUAGUCACGUCACAUCCUGCUCAGGAGGCUGAGUCCCGAUCUGACAGACUCAUGCAGUAGAGCACAAUGGGGGACGAACUCCCAGAAUCGAUUUACAACGAGGAGUUCCUGAAGCCGCUUAUCUUCAAACACGCCACAAAUUCUAAUGGCACUGCUCUUAUUGGAAUCGACUCCCAACGUGAUAAAGUUAUGCCCCUGGCUGCCACUGUAGUUCUUCUGGCAGCCUAUAGCGUCCUUUGCGUCAUCUCCACCUUUGGAAACUCUCUCGUCUGUUACGUCAUUUUCAAAAACAAGCGUCUACACACGGCGACCAACUACUUUAUUGCCAAUUUAGCGAUCAGCGAUCUUCUCGUCACUUUCGUGAACGUGCCUUUCAACAUCUCUCGGAGUUUGCUGGUGGAUUGGCCGUUCGGAGAGGUGCCAUGCCAUCUGGUCAACUAUUCCCUCGUUCUCACUUGUUAUGUGUCCACGUACACUCUCACCUCAAUUGCACUAGAUCGGCACAGGGUGGUGCUGAAGCCACUGUCAAGAAGAAUGUCUAGAAAGUUUGCUGUAAGUAUUCUCAUUCUGAUCUGGGCUGUGGCGAUAUGCCUCUCGUUGCCGUACGGCAUGUACAUGCGAGUGCUUAAAGUGAAAUUUCUUAUCACCACCGAGUUCCGACGUUGCCGGUUCAUCGGUCCUAAGCCGUGGAGGGAUUUCGAAAAGUUUCUUACGGUUACUACCUUCAUCCUGCAGUAUUGCGUGCCCUUCAGUUUGAUAGCUAUUGCGUACGGACGUAUUGUGCAGAGCCUGUGGGCUCGAACCCACGUUGGAGCCGUCACGGCCAACCAGCAGCUGUCACAAGCCAAAGCCAAAAGGAAAAGCAUCAAGCUCCUCAUCGCUGUGGUCAUUGUGUUCGCAAUCUGCUGGCUGCCACUCAACAUGUACCACCUGCUGACCGACCUUCACCCCAAGCCUGAGAUGUUUCAGUACAAUACGUUGGCCUUCUUUGCCUGCCACUGGGUGGCUAUCAGUAGCACAUGCUAUAAUCCGUUUGUGUAUUGUUGGCUCAACGAGAAUUUCCGGGAAGAGGUCAAAUCGAGGUUCAGCUGCCUCUUCCGUCUGCCAUGUGGCCGCGGGCUUCGCUCCGACUCCGCGUCCACAAAACUGGAGGGGAACUACAGGAAAGUGAAGAACGGACAGGGCAGCGUGGCCGCCUCAAGCGUGCUCAACCGCAGCGUCCGACGAGAUCCGAACACCACCGCUACCGAGAUUUUGAAAAAUAACGUGUGUAGCACGCACAAGUGUAAAGAGUGUGACGUCAUGGGCGUCCAUAACAACAUCACACCCACGGUUGAUGACGACGAUAUGAAUACAGACUUCACGGAUGAAGCAGCUCAGGGGUUGAUCCUAACCAUCGAAUGCAACGGCCAAGGCACUGCUACGUAUCAGAAUGGAAUACGCCGUAUCUGAUCAGUGUACAGAGGAUGUGAAAUUCCGUUUUGAAAAAAAA